AUGGAUACAAGAAAUCAAGCAUCUAGAAUCAUGAAAGAGAACCAUGAAGGAAAUGUUCUCAACAAUUGUAAGAUAAAUAUGGCUGACAUCAAAGACCAACUUAUAUGUAUUAAUAUGAAUAAGUUGAAAAACUUAAGUAAGGACCUAAAGGUCAGAAGUUUUGGUAAAACAAAGAAAGAUUUUGUUGAUAAAAUCUUGGCUUCAAUCAAGUCCAGAGAGGAUCAAGAAAUGGUAAAGACUUGCAUACACAGUGGUUCAGGAAUUACACUUGUAGCAUAUAGAAUGAUUUUUGAAAAAAAUGUAUGGAAUGUGAGUCUAUUGAAAGUUAGAAUGGCUAAUAAAUCAUUUAUGACAUUAAAAAGAGAAAGCAAAGUAUUGCUUAACUUUUUAAAUGAAGAAGAACUUAAGGCAAAAGUUUUUGCUAUGCCAAAUGAAUUAGUGAAACAUGAAGAUAUAUUUAUAGUGGAGGAUGUUAUGCUUCAGUGUGGUUUAUCAAUAUUAUUCGAGGGUGAAAAGUUAGUUUGUAUCAAUGAUAAGAAAUGUAUUUCUUAUAGUAAAAAUCAAACAAAAGAAACUACUUAUAGUAAAAUUGAAUUGAAAAAUGCGUACAUCCAAGUAAGAUAUCCAUCAGAAACAAUACCAUAUAUGAGAGUGAAAGUUUGUGAUAAAGUUUUUUGUUUUAAGAAAAUGGUUCAAGGAGGAAAAGUUUCACCAAUUCAACUUUAA
This is a messenger RNA of Strongyloides ratti, 726 nucleotides long. RefSeq lists its product as hypothetical. The coding region runs from base 1 to 726 and encodes 241 amino acids. The transcript has 3 exons. NCBI's taxonomy places the organism in Eukaryota, Metazoa, Nematoda, Chromadorea, Rhabditida, Strongyloididae. The record is from RefSeq and is a predicted model, not a curated record.